Molecule: messenger RNA, 2669 nt
Organism: Eurytemora carolleeae
Lineage: Eukaryota; Metazoa; Arthropoda; Copepoda; Calanoida; Temoridae
Gene: Mtp
Exons: 15
Coding region: 210-2627 (805 amino acids)
Biological process (GO): lipoprotein metabolic process
Cellular component (GO): Golgi apparatus; basolateral plasma membrane; endoplasmic reticulum
Source: RefSeq, a predicted model, not a curated record
UGCUCUUAACACAGUAUAAACUUGAACCGUAACAAGUUAUAAGCUACGUAUAGACUCUAGAGUAACACAUGUAAAAAAUUAGACUCCACGUAUUCGUGAAUGUUGCAGAUAUCCGGAGAAUGAGACAACCAAACCCUCUAUUUCUCCGCAUCUUUAAUCUAAGAUCCAUCUCAACUAGUUAUCUUCACUAGAACUCUAGUGAUCUCAAGAUGAAACUUGGCAAUACACUGAUCCUUAAUCUUUUAAUUUUGAUUUACUUUACGUCUGGAUACAACCAGAUACAGAUAUGUAGUUAUAAACUUCAUUUUGAUCUUUGUCUCCGACAUCUAGCAAAGAAUGAAACCUCGAGCUGUGACAGUUUAGUCUCCGAUCUAAGUCUAGUGUUGGAGGAAUCAUCUGCUGAAGUUAGGACGAACGCUUUAUCCUGGAGAGAUGAGAACCUGGAGAAUCUAGAGUUUAGAGUUGAGAAGAGUAAAGAUAAGGGUUUACAGUACUAUACCUCAGCUCCUGUAUCAGGUGUAAGGAAGGAUCUAAUGAGAGGAUUAUCGAGGAUGGUUCUAGACCUGGAGGAAACCAAUGGGUUCUCGGACUGCCAGGAGAAGAAAACUAACUCCGGAGAUGAAACCAGAAGAGAGUUGGAUUGCUCAAAAACAUCUCAAGGAGAUUCAAUUUAUCAUAUUCAAGAACUUUACUCAGACAGAAAAGUAAGAAAAGAGGGAGGAAAAAUCAAAGAGAUUUUUGUAGAAGAAAUAUUUUCUCAUUUUUCCAACCUGAACCGUAACCUGGGAACCCAGAUCUCCAGUAAUCUCAAAUUAACCCGGAGUUCAGACUGCAAGGACGGAAACUCUAUUCUGGAUUCCGUAAACCUGGUUAAAACUGAUCUUCACGAAUCUGAAGAGGAGAACCAAGAAUCUGAUAUUAAAGAGAAAGUGAAACCUCUGGAUAAAAUAUUAAAGGAAGAGAAUGUUCUGAAACGAAUGUCGGAGCUAAAAACAGCUGUGAUGAAUAUGUCUGAGAUUGAACUUGAUAAAAUGUUGAAAAAAUACAAGAAUUCUGCCAAAUAUCAUUAUAUUCUUGAAUCAUGCGGAGCAGUUGGAACCUUGAAGGUGUAUAAAGCUGUUCUGAAAGCCCUCCCUCCCUCUACUCCUCAACCCGGACACCUAGAAAGGUUUCUGAUUUCUCUGAGUUUCAAUCCUAACCUAGAGAAGGAGAUUAUACAAGAUUUGAAAACCAUUCUUCACAAGUACAAGAGUUCACCAAAUAUCGUGGAUACUAUUUUCAACUGUAUCUGUAAACAAGAAGGAAGAGAGCCCCAGAAAAAGGAGGAUAUAGAGAAGCUUCUAAACCUGACUGCAAGAGCUGGAGCUUCAGGAGCUGCAGGAGCUGCAGGAGCUGCAGGAGCUGCAGGAGCUGCAGGAGCUGCUGGAGCUGCAGGACUGAGCUGUACUGAUGAGACAUGUCAACGACGGAUUCUAUCUUGUCUCUCAGCUCUUCGUUCAGAUGAUUUCUCUGAGAAAAUUCUUGAUAUUGUUCGAACUGGAAAAGACAAGAAGGUCCGUGAGACUGCUGCAACAGUUCUCCUGGGUCUCUAUCCUACAGAUCCUGCUCGGAGACAGGACCUGGAGAACACAGUGUUAAAACACAUACUAGAGAAGGAUCUAGGAAAUGAAGAGUUCUUAAAACUAAUGGAGAUAGUUGACAUGAAUUCUUUAAAUCGUACAACUAUAAAACAACUCUUCAAGAUAAAAGAUAAAGAGAGACGAGCUUAUCUAUCCCAGAAGAUUAGUUCUCAAGUAUCUUCUCUUCAGAAGGAUUAUUCUUUACUCUCCUACGCUACUCAGGGUGAGUCUGUUUAUGUAUCCCGAGAUCUAGUAUCUGUGGAAGGUAUGGAGGGAAGGUUUAUGUUCUCCACCAGUAUGUCUGGAUCCUCAAUAUCUCGAACCUCCUUCUCCCUGGAUAUCCUGGAUGUAGCGAACCACAAGAAGAACCUGCUCAGCAUACAAUCAUUCAUUGGAGGAAUAUCGGGUUUCCUCGGAGAUGCAGAUCCUGAAGAUGACAAGGAUGCGAAUGCUAAUCUACAAUUGUCUCUCCUAGGUUUACCUCUACGUCCUGUUGUCCUCUUCAGUUCUGUAGGAGAUCUCAUAGAACUUUAUUGGUCUGGAGCAGGACAGGAAAAAACUACGUUAUUAGAGGGUAGUCUUCCCCUGGAGGAGAAUAGAAGAGAAUGGGAAACCUGUUCUGGAAUCAGGAUUCAGAUUCAUUCAAACCUUAAUCUCUACAUCAACUCUGCAGGCGAAGGGAGUGUGUCUAUCUGGGAGAGCUCCGGGAGUAGUAAUCUUCAAACAGAUAUAUCUGUGGUGGGGUCCUCUACUGUUCAGGUUCUAGCUCCAAGAGCAAGUUUUAUCUCUUGCAGGAUUAACCUGGAGACAGGAUUGGUCGUUGAUACUCAGGUACAGACUGGACAAGAUUUAGCAGCGUGUGUAAAGAUGAAAUCUUCAGAUCUCCACUUUAUCCUGGAGCUAAACGGUUCCAAAGGAAAAAGCAUUGAAAGCCAUGUUUACCCUGGUCUAACCUGGAACCUAAACCACAAGAACAAUAUGAUGUGCUCAGCGUUUUCUAAAAGAUAACAGCUGUUAUAUUAUAAUAAAUGUUUAUAUUGACCUUCUGAA